Messenger RNA from Lepidothrix coronata (blue-crowned manakin), 2756 nucleotides. It is a transcript of the gene ANXA4, whose product is annotated as annexin A4. Gene Ontology annotation, cellular component: cytoplasm. Lineage: Eukaryota; Metazoa; Chordata; Aves; Passeriformes; Pipridae. Gene Ontology annotation, molecular function: calcium ion binding; calcium-dependent phospholipid binding. The transcript has 12 exons. The record is from RefSeq and is a predicted model, not a curated record.
CCGAGAUUUUUACGGGGAACGCCGGGGAGCGUGGAAGCCAUUCCAGCCUGUCAGUCCUCCGAGUAACCCCAAAAGUGCAGUUCCUGCCUGGAGUGAGGCUCCCCGGAACCUCCCCUGCCCUGGUUUACAGCCCACUGCUCGGGAAGGGCAGUGAGGGCUGGAUCGCCCUCCCGUCACUGCCGUGCGGGUCCCACCCCGCUCCAGGGCGGGGACUUUGCCAGCCAGGGCAGCCCCGGAGCUCUCCCGAUCCGCGCCAGGGCACGGGCUGGGACAGCGGCUGUCUGAGUGCCUGGGACACGGACAAUACCAGAUUGACCAGACCCCAGCACGAUGGCAACAAUCAAGGGAGUCUCGAGCUUCAGUGCUGAGCAAGAGGCACAGGCACUAAGGAAGGCCAUGAAGGGACUUGGCACAGAUGAAGAUGCCAUCAUUGAGACCUUGACCAAACUGAACGUUUCCCAACGCCAGCAAGUUCUGAUCACCUAUAAAAGCACUAUUGGCAGGGAUUUGAUUGAUGACUUGAAGUCUGAGUUGAGUGGGAAUUUUGAAAAGGUGAUUGUUGGUUUGAUGACUCCAACCACCAUGUACGACGUGCAUGAGCUGAGGAGGGCUCUAAAGGGAGCAGGAACAGAUGAAGGCUGCCUGAUUGAAAUCCUGGCCUCUCGCACCAACGGGGAGAUUCGGCAGAUCAACGAGAACUACAAACUCCGUAUGUGGAGCACUCUGCAGUCACACUGACUGGGCACUGGGGGUUUGCUCUGGUGAAAUGAGCUUUUCCUCCUUGUCUUUCCCCAGGGUAACAGAGAUGAGGGAACAUUUGUGGAUGAGGCCCUUGCUCAACAGGAUGCUCAGAGCCUGUAUGAAGCUGGGGAGAAGAGAUGGGGAACAGAUGAGGUGCAGUUCAUGUCCAUCCUCUGCACACGGAACAGGUCCCACCUGCUGAGAGUUUUUGAUGUGUACAGAGGGAUUGCUAAUAAGGACAUCACAGAGAGCAUCAAAUCCGAGAUGUCAGGAGACCUCGAGGAUGCUUUGUUAGCUGUGGUGAAAUGCAUGCGGAAUAAACCGGCAUAUUUUGCUGAAAGAUUGUACAAAUCCAUGAAGGGCCUGGGCACAGAUGACAGCACACUGAUCCGGGUGAUGGUGUCCCGCUCCGAGGUGGACAUGCUCUACAUCCGCAGGGAGUUCCUGGCCAUGUAUGGGAAAUCCCUCCACUCCUUCAUCAAGGGAGAUUGCUCAGGAGACUACAGGAAAGUUCUGCUCAGACUCUGUGGUGGGGAGGAUUAAAGGAGGCCUAGGGGACUGUCUGGGUGAUGGGAAGCAGCUGAUCAUAGAAUUGUUUAGGUUGGAAAAGAUCUUUCAGAUCAUCCAGCCCAAUAAUUAUUUCUUUCAUGUAAUUUUUUUCCCAAAUAUCUUAUUAAUUGCUCUGAUUUUUGCCUUAGGUUAGUUCAUGCUCUGGUUGAUAAUGGCCAUUCUGGUUGGCCAUGGCCAAUCUGCUUUUAUGCUUGGCACACCCAUUUGCCUACUCAUUGGGCUGGUAAAGCCCAGCUUAAACAGAAUGCUGUAACCAAAGAUAUAAAAGUUAAAUUGUUUCCUGACCAGAUGCCCCUUUGCUGUUGUGUUCACCAGCAACACUUGUCAACUGAAGCAAACCUGGAUGCAGAGUGUGAGAGGCUGCCCAGGGAAAAUCUAACCCAUCAGUACCUGGAGAGUGCAGAACACAGGCUUGCUUCAGUUUUUCGAGAUAAUUAGGACACAAAGAACCCGAAUAUCUAAAAUACAAGCAUGUUUACAUCUUAACUGGCCCUCUGUUAGUGUGGAGCAUUAACAGCCUGGCUGCAGGGUAUGUAUAUGUUGCCUAGAGAUCUGUUCAUGGGGAAGAUGUCACUGGUGACAUCAGAAAAGCCUCUUGCUGCCCUGGUUAGAGCAGCCCCGUGUUCUUGGUCUGCCUUCUUCACUCAUGAGAGUAUAAAUAAUAAUGGUUAUGUUACAAACCCUCCUCUAGAUAAAGUGAUACCAUUGGAAUGGUGCCUUUUAGGGAAUGACCUGUCCCCAAAAUCCCACCUCAUGGCCUGGUGCUGGGGCAGCUCCUCAGACCUCCCUGGGGCAGCUCUCUCCAAAUCUCCCUGAAGCUGCUCCCCAGAUGUCCCAGGGGCAGCUCCCCAGUGUCCCUGGGACAUCCCCCCAGACUCCCCCACGUGCCAGCCCCAUGUCACAGGAUCAUGGAGGUGUUUGUGCCUGGGUCUCUCCUGGGUUUCCACACCAACCUCUGACAAAGCUAUUUUCCCCAGACCCUCCAUACCUGCCUGUUCACCUGAGCGCUGUUUUACUACAAAUAUGGGGUUCUUCUUUGGCUUAGUAACUUAUUUUUUACUGCUGGUGAAUAAUCCUGUUCUGAAAAAUCAGACUGAGGCUGGAAUGUCACAGCUGAAACACUGAGGUGGCUGCACCCAAUUCCAUCACUCAUUUUCCUCUGAAAUAGGCUGCUGCUGGCUGGAAUAGGAGAUGCCUCUGUGGCCUUCAAUAAAAUAAUUUUCUUUCUCACUCCUUGGGCUGCCAGUAGAGACACAUUCCUGACUUUUGCUGGGAGAGGAGGCAGAGCUUUAUCCAGUUCUCCCAAGGCCUCUGCUCAGGACAGGGAAAGGUCUGUGCCCAGCACAGGGGCUGCCAGAGCUGCUCGGGCGGGGGGUGGGUUCCAGUGCCUUGUGUCAGGUUGCUGAGCUUUGAAAAAUGAAUAAAGAGUUUGUUUCUGUACUUCC